AAACUGUUUCCUAUAUAUACACACCACACACAUGCUCUGAAAAACUAAAAGAGUGUGAGAGAGAUAUUUGCUUUGGUCUUUGGUGUGAUCUUUGCCUUUUAAUUUGUUCCUUUAAUUUGUUGUGAUUGUUCCUUUGUUGUGAUGGAUAUUGAUCUUUCUCCCCAAUUGGCCAAGAAGGUGUAUGGAGGCAAUGGUGGAUCUUAUUAUGCUUGGUCUCCUUCUGAACUUCCAAUGUUGCGUGAAGGGAACAUUGGUGCUGGAAAAUUAGCUCUAGAGAAGAAUGGUUUUGCCCUUCCUCGUUACUCUGAUUCUUCCAAGGUUGCAUAUGUUCUGCAAGGAAGUGGAGUUGCUGGGAUUUUACUGCCUGAAUCAGAAGAGAAGGUUAUUGCAAUUAAGAAGGGUGAUGCUUUGGCACUCCCCUUCGGAGUUGUGACAUGGUGGUUUAACAAGGAGGAACCAGAGUUGGUUGUUCUUUUCCUAGGAGACACUUCAAAAGGUCACAAGGCCGGUGAAUUUACCGAUUUUUUCCUAACCGGCUCUAACGGAAUCUUCACCGGAUUUUCAACCGAAUUUGUGGGAAGAGCUUGGGACUUGGAAGAAAAAGAUGUCAAAACCCUUGUUGGAAAACAAACAGGAAAGGGCAUUGUGAAGCUUGAUGAAAACAUCAACCUCCCUCAGCCAAAACAAGAACAUAGGAAGGACAUGGCAUUGAACUGUUUAGAGGCUCCAUUGGAUGUUGACAUUAAGAAUGGUGGAAGGGUUGUGGUCUUGAACACUAAGAACCUUCCUUUGGUUGGCGAGGUUGGUCUUGGUGCAGAUCUUGUGAGGCUUGAUGGAAAAGCCAUGUGUUCUCCAGGUUUCUCUUGUGACUCUGCUUUGCAGGUUACUUACAUUGUCAGAGGAAGUGGUCGUGUUCAAGUUGUUGGUGUGGAUGGUCGUAAGGUUUUGGAGACAACUUUGAAAGCUGGGAAUUUGUUCAUUGUGCCAAGGUUUUUUGUUGUUUCUAAGAUUGGUGACCCUGAAGGAAUGGAGUGGUUCUCCAUCAUCACUACCCCUAAUCCUAUAUUUACACACAUGGCUGGGAGUUCUUCGGUGUGGAAGGCUUUAUCACCCUCGGUUCUGCAAGCAUCUUUCAAUGUAGAUGCAGGAGUUGAGCAACUAUUUCGUUCAAAGAGGACUUCUGAUGCUAUCUUUUUCCCUCCUCCAAAUUAAAGUUGAAUAAAAGUUGCAGUACUUAGGCAUAGAAUUUUACAUUUAUCUAGCUAGUAGCAAAUUUUGAAUUAAUUUUAGUUUUUUAGUUUAGUUUUCUUAAGAUUUCUGCAUUUGUUUUUCUUUUGGAUUUACGAGGAGUUGAUUAUCUCAAAUUUACUUA
Messenger RNA from Lotus japonicus, 1372 nucleotides. Its product is annotated as glutelin type-D 1-like. The record is from RefSeq and is a predicted model, not a curated record. Gene Ontology annotation, molecular function: nutrient reservoir activity. The transcript has 4 exons. The coding region runs from base 142 to 1212 and encodes 356 amino acids. Lineage: Eukaryota; Viridiplantae; Streptophyta; Magnoliopsida; Fabales; Fabaceae.